Molecule: messenger RNA, 711 nt
Organism: Parastagonospora nodorum SN15
Lineage: Eukaryota; Fungi; Ascomycota; Dothideomycetes; Pleosporales; Phaeosphaeriaceae
Exons: 2
Coding region: 1-711 (236 amino acids)
Molecular function (GO): protein binding
Source: RefSeq, a predicted model, not a curated record
AUGGCGGACCCCAUUGCUGUGGCCCCUAGACAGAUCAUCGACACAGAUGACCUUGUUAUUAUUGAUGCAAGAAGUAACAUGGGCAUUGCACAGUUACUCGAAGGUCAUCUCUGCGAAGCUGAACAUAUCCAUCGACACGUGUACAGCAAAUGCCGCAAAGUGCUUGGAAGAAGCCAUCCUGAGACGAUUAAGAGCAAAGCCAAUAUCGGCAUGACGCCUAACGAGCUCGAAAACCACACGCGUGUUGAAGCGCUGUGGAGAGACGCACUCCUACUGUUCCAGCGGUUCCUCAGUCACACCCAUUCGGACACGCUAAAGACGUAUACGAACCUCGCCACCAAUCUUCACGACCAGGGGAAAUUUAAAGAGGCCGAAGAGGCAAUUACCGUUGUUGCACCAAUUAUACAGUCCAAUCACGCUCAAACGAACAUGGAAUUUACCGAGCUCCUUGAACUCCGCGCAGUAUUGUUACAUUGUCUUGAGUUGUACACCAUCGCAAUUGGUGUUACUGGGCAGGUGUACGAGCAACGUCUAGUUCCCUUGGGGUACGAGCAUCAUCACACGCAGAGGGAACUUUCUCACGUUCGUGACCUGGCCGAGAAUUGUGAGCAAGGACAAAGUGUUGAGGCUUUUGGAUCGUGUGUUCCGUUUUUUAUUUUCAAUAUCCAAUCUCCUUCCUCAGCAGUCCGAUUAUACAUCCAUCGCUUAUGA